This is a messenger RNA of Anolis carolinensis (green anole), 1409 nucleotides long. RefSeq names its product BRCA2 and CDKN1A interacting protein (gene bccip). Bases 1 to 963 code for a protein of 320 amino acids. Lineage: Eukaryota; Metazoa; Chordata; Lepidosauria; Squamata; Anolidae. The record is from RefSeq and is a predicted model, not a curated record. Gene Ontology annotation, cellular component: nucleus. The transcript has 7 exons.
AUGACGCAUGCGCAGAGUGGCCAGCGGGUGAGCAGCGGCAUGGCUUCUCAGGCGAAGCGGAGAAAAGCGGUAGGGCCGCCCGAUGCCCUGCAGGAGGAAGGGGAAGAGUCAGACUCGGAGCUGGAUAGCGAAGAGGAAGAUGAAGAAGAUGAUGAUGAAGAAGAAGAGAUCAAUGAGGAAAUAAAUGUUGAAUUUGAAGCGCAUUCCAUAUCUGAUAAUGAUAAAAAUGGGAUUAAAAAAUUACUGCAACAGCUGUUUCUGAAGGCGCCUAUUAAUACAGCUGAUCUGACUGAUAUAUUGAUACAGCAAAAUCACAUUGGGAGUGUUAUCAAGCAAGCAGAAGUUUUAGAAGAAAGUGAUGAUGAUGAUGAAGUUGAUGCUGAUGAGGUUUUUGGCUUCAUAAGCCUUUUAAACUUAACUGAAAGGAAGGGUACGGAGUGCGCUGAGCAAAUUAAAGAGCUGGUCUUAAGCCAAUCUGAGAAGAACUGCGAGCAGAGUUUGGUUGAACAGCUGGAUAAACUCUUAAGUGACACCACCAAACCCGUGGGCUUCCUCCUCAGUGAAAGGUUCAUUAACGUCCCACCCCAGAUUGCUUUACCCAUGCACCAGCAACUGCAAAAAGAACUGACAGAAGCUCAGAAGACAAACAAACCUUGUGGAAAAUGCUACUUCUAUCUUUUAAUCAGUAAGACUUUUAUUGAUAAGAAAGCUCAUGCUAGAAAAAAAGGGAGCAGCACCCACCAGAAAGAUGAAUUGAUGUUUUCAAAUGCUGAGGAAGAAUUCUUUUAUGAAAAAGCACUUCUAAAAUUCAGUUAUUCUGUUGAAGAGGAGAGUGAUUCAUGUUUGGGAGGCAGAUGGUCUUUUGAAGAUGUGCCGAUGAAACCUUUGCGAACAGUGAUGGUAAUCCCUGCUGACAGGAUGGAUGCUAUCAUGGAUAAACUCAAAGAAUAUCUUUCCGUCUGAACCAUUUUUUCUCCAUAAUGGUUUUAUGCAAAGCCACGUUUUAAGACUUUGACUUUUGAGAAGAGUCUAGACCUGCUUCUUUCAAUUCUGCAUUCAUUCAGGAUUUCCUCUGUAUUCUUGUUAAAUAUGACAUUUAUGCAACUAGCCACCUGCAACACCUUUCUUUGUAGUGCAAUUUAAAAAAUUCAAACCUAAUUGUUAUUAAAUAAUGCUGAAUGCUUUUCUAAAGAAGUAAAUACUUUUCCACAGAAGUCUAGACUGUUUCCAUGUUGUCAAAUAUAAUAGAGGAAUUCUUAUUAUUGAUGUUUUGUCUCUGUGAUAAAAUACCUCAAACCCCAUAUAUAAAAGGAGAUGCCGUAUUAUGGCUUGUACAUAAAGAUUACGGAAGCUUCAAUGUUGUUUGGGAUAGGAAACAUAUUGAAUAAUACAUCAAGUGCUUCAAGAUA